GCCAUCCACGGCAGUAGUAAAACAAGUGUUCGUGCUUGGAGUACCUCUAGGUCUAUAUUUCCACGGCGGAACUUGGGAAUUGAACUGUAAUUCUCGUGAAGUAACCUAGAAACUGUCAUUUUCUCUUCCUCUUCAAGGCUGACUACGGAAAACGGGGAGGCACGGCCCAUCAUAUACCACUUGAUAAUCGGUCCGUGAUCGCCAUUACGGCGGGGGAAAAUGACGCUAAUGAAUCGCUGAACCACCCUGCAUGGCUUAGUCAGCUGGUUGCUGGAAGGACAUACAUCCCCGACGCAGUACUGACAAGGAACUUCCAUCAUGACUGACUCUGAGGUCUUCGUCACCGACAUUGCUACCACGGUGGUGGAUUUAUUUGCACCCACAAACUUUAGUGAGCGGGUGGCGAGCACGAACUCUCCCGUCUUCGUGUACAGUUCUCCUCGAUACGACACCGGUACCAACACCAGUCUGGACAAUGUUACCGACCCACCACCCAUGGCUGGGUUCCCGGAGAGCUUCGAGACCACGAUACGGAUCGUGGUACCGACGAUCAUUGCCAUCAUUGCCAUCAUUGGACUGAUCGGUAACGGCACGGUGCUCUACAUCAUCUUCAAGUACCGGGAGAUGCAGAACAUUACGAACUAUUUCAUAGCCAAUCUGGCUGUGACAGAUGUGGCCAUGUUGGCCAUUUGCGCCAUCCCCACCGCAGCCAACAUUGCCGGCAUGCCCAUCGGCGAGGGACUCUGCAAAGGCAUCAACUACAUGCAGUUUGUGACAGUGCAGGCCACGUGUUGCACCCUGACAGCUAUGUCCAUCGACCGGUACCUACUCAUUGUCCACGCCGUUAAAUCCAGGAACACCAGAACCACCACCAGGGCCAUCAUUGUCAACGUUGCUGUUUGGAUUGGUUCUUUUAUCGUGCAUAGUCCAGUUGCCAUCUUCUACCGCUUGGAGAAAGGCGAUUGCUAUCUAUACAUGGGACAUGACGGCGCAGGUGCCCGGUUCUAUUACUUGGGCUCCUUUCUCUCCAUGUACGUGGUCCCUUUGGUCGUUAUUCUCAUGUGCUACGCCAAAAUUCUUGUCAUCGUGUGGCGGAAAACCUCAGCCGGUACGGAGAGCGCCCAGGCGCACGAGCGGUCCAUCCGCCAGAAGCGCAAGAUCACUCGCAUGGUCUUCAUCGUGGUGCUGCUAUUUGCCGUCUGCUGGGCGCCCAUCCACUGCAUCCUACUUUGGGAUAAGUUCCGGAAGAACUUCGACCUGAGUUUGACGACCGAAAUGGCCGUGACAGUCCUGCGUCUCUUUGCGUUUUGCCUGUCCUACGCCAACAGUCUGACCAACCCCUUUAUAUACGCCUUCACCACUGCCAGUUUUAAGAAACACUUCAAGCGUGUACUGUCCUGCUCAACCCGCAACGAAACCACUGACACGAAAAGCAUGGGCCCCUCCAACACCUACAAGAAGAUUGGCAAAUUCCUGGUCGAGUCCCAGUCAACUUUCAAAACAAGACAGCCUGCACAGGACGUGUAGCGGCACCAUACCGGCAAAGACAGCGCCACGUGUGCGCUUUAAAGAUUUGAAUUUGCCGCGUCUUCAAAACUCCUUGACAGUACGUUCUUGUUUUUCGUGUUUGUCCUCAUAAGCAGUAUGAAUAUGCUUCGCUUAUCGUUACGUACACAAAGCAAAGUAUGUGUAUUUGCGCAAUGUGUGUGAUUUGUUUUAAGUCAAAUACGGGCAAUUAUAUACAAUGCGAUACUACGAGGCUCUUUCUACUGUACACCUAUGCUGAAAUGGUUUAAGCAUCAAAUUGUUUCACGGAAACAGGUUGUUUUUAGGCUGAGUGUUUUUACUCUUCUGUUCCUUAGAAGUAGGUUUCAACUUAUAAAGAAAUAUAUAUAUAUAUGUAUAUAUCAAUACUUCACCCAUUAGUCUAGCACAUGACCGUCCACUAAAGUGAAUGUAUUAUCGAAUUUCCUGAUUUGCUGACCAAGUUCCUUUUCACCGACAACAUGACUCGAACGUUCUUAUUGUGCCUCUUUCCCGAAUAUAUUUCCUUUUUUUUUUUUAAUAUUCACCGCGGAUGACUUUUUUCUUCGGCGCUCCAACACUGUAUUCUCAAUUGUAAUGUAUGUAACGGGAAUUGUGCUCUCUGCGGUGCCUCUCAAAGAGAUAAGAGUAAAUAUAAUGGUUUUGCAUUUAAAGUGAUAGUAAACACAAUCAACUAGUUUCUCCGGCAGAGGCAAUUCGUAAUAAAAAUUCUGCUCAUUUUAUUCAAACGAGAUUGUUUUUGGUAAGCCAUUUGUAAAUAUCUGUUAAUCCCGGCUAAAUUCAAGGAUAAUGUAGGUUGGACAAUGCUUGUCUUGAUAUCAAAUGUGCUUUGCGAGUGCUUAUAUGAAUUCUCCAUUUGGUAUAUUUAGGUUAUCGGUACUAAAGGGUAUUCUUGUAAAAUUAUGUAUUGUAAAAAAGAAAAAAAAAGAAAAAAAAAGAUUAUUAUUCACUGUUUAAAGAGAGCUCUUUCAAAGGCACAAAAGCCGAGUGCGAAAACAUCCUUGCUGAAAUCAAUGACACUCCUCGGUGUUGUUAAUGAAUCCUGGAUAUUAAUGUUUUUGUAUCACUGUUUAAAUUCCAGCGGUUUUCUGUGUUUUAAAGUUAAAGUGAGAGGUUUCCACGACAAGCUAACUAUUGGAUUCAAUAAAAAUCCGCCAAAAGUACAUAUGGAAAUUAGACUCUGGGUGAAAGUAUAAAAAAAGGAAAUCCCAAAAAUUGACAAAUUAUUAAGUAUUCUUUGAAUUUUGUAUUUAAGCAUAUUACACAUUGCCUUAAAAGUGAUCAGUUUUAUGUUAAGUAAAUUAUUUCCCCCAUAAUUUUGUGCCUCGAUUUUAAAUACUAAUCGAAUUCCUAUUAACAAAAUAAGUUAGAGGUGUAAAAUAGAACCCUGUCAUGUUGAAGAGUACGCUUCUCCGCUGUCUCAUAUACAACCGUUUUUAUAUCUAGACUGUUAACAAAUAUUGUCUGCGGCAAAAUAGAGACUAUAGGAAGAAAUUACACGUCUUAAACUUGAUGGUUAUAUUGCUUUCAGUGCUUACAUAAUUAUGAUUAAUGUCUGGUCACCACUAAUGAAAACUUGCGGUGAUUAGAAAGAGUAGGUCUUCAUUUGUUUUUAGGCCUAUAUACACAAGUCUAAAAAGGAGCAAAUCUUGGUUAAUGACUAAAUCAACCUCGUUUGUUAUAUGUGUACUUUUUUUCCUGACCAGGUCUAGUGGAUCGAUUGUUUUGAUCAUAGGUAAUGAGACAGGCCAGGUAGCGUGACAGUAACUUGCCAUUACGCGGGGGAAUGAGAGAAUUUGAUUUUGAUAUUACCUUGAGGCAUUGCUUGAUCAAUAUUGACCAAAGAUGAAAAUGUCUCAGAGACGAACAUCCAUUUUCUGUCGUUACAGCUCACCAUUACCUGUCAUGGCUGACCUACUUUGUGACAUGUUCUGUCUUGAGGUACGGGACUUGAGGGAAAAAAAGGUUCUUGCCCGCUUCCUUUGGACAUGACACAGACAUGUCAUCUGCAUUCUCGUGAUCAAUAUCAGUUGCAUCUGGCGUAGAAUCGGGACAUUAACCUUUUCCUGUAUGUAAUAAUCUCGAUGACAGCUUUAAAAAUAGAUGGCUGCCUCCAGGCAAAACCAGGUGCGAAACUGCAUGCCAGCAAUUUACCGAUAUAUGUAGCUUGAGGGGAAUUUUUCACUUGUGUAACUUGGGACCAAUUUUCAGAAGCAGAACAUACAUAACUUUUAUACGCGAUGUUUUGGGCUAGUGACAUAGACACAGGUUCAGAGUUAUCAAAUAAAGAACAUCGGGAAAUCUAUUAGGAAUCAUCAACGAAACAGGUUUUCUAACGGGUUGUUAAUGUUGUUCAGACUGACGUUCAACGAACGGACGGAUUUCUCAACUCUGACUUUAUUUUAUACGAAACCGAUACUUACGACUUAACGUACAGACACACAUCGACGACAUACCUUGCCUUACUGUAAAAGUGGGAGGGGCGGGGGUCGUUGUGGUUUGAUAUUUUGUUACCCUUUCCGAUGAAAGUUUGAUCUUGGAACCUUUAAAAAUGACAUACAAAGGUACUUAAACAGAUCGAAUCAUAAAAGGUAAGCCUUGUCCACGACAAACAGGUCUGUUUGGAUUUGUUUGGCCGCGUUUGCAAGUUUUGUUUUUGCUUUUUUUUUGGGGGGGGGAGGCAGAGGCUGCGAAUUGAAAUGCUUUUUAUAUGGAUGUUAAAUGCACAUGUUUAUUGGACCCACUAAUGGGUCGAUCUAUAGCGAGAAUCCUAAGUGGAAUGUUUGAUCCAUGAGAAUCCUAAGUGGAAUGUUUGAUCCAUUGGGAGAGUAUUCAACUGCCCAAUCCGUAGCAAUUCUGGGAGUAGGUACUAGGCAGAAAUAUAUAAUGACUUUUUGGGAGAAAAUUAACUUAGUAAUAUGAAUAUGAAGUCUGGUUCAAAUUAAAAAAAAUAAUAGAAGUCAACGAAACUGAUACUUUUAAUCGCUACAAUAAUGCGAUACAUUUUUCAUGACUCAGGUCUCGAUAAUAACUUGAUUGGUAAUAUCAAUCAACUUCCUGGUAAUACCAAGCAACUUCUUCUCGAGAUCUCUGUCAUGAAAAAUGUAUAUAUUUUAGUAAUUAAAUAUCUGUUUCGUUGAUUUUAACCCUUCCAAAUUGGAUGUAUAAUGGUCGAAAAAAAAGAAGAACACAAGCGCAAAAGUAAUUUGCGCAAUUGCUGGUUUAAUAUUUUUCCCCGACCACGUAAUCAACAUCAAGUUUGGAAAGGUCACUCGAAUUUGUAUUAUCCCGGGUAAUGUGAUUAUUAAUUUUCCUCUUUUCUUAUAAUAGUGAUAUUGUACUUAACUUAAAAUCGGUUCCGGCAAGUAUCGAUGCGAUGUUAGCUUUGAAGACGUGUUUGAAAGGAGGUCUACUAUUUUUAAUUUGAAAUCUCAAAACCAAAAGCACCGGAGGAUAUUUAUAAUAUCAAUGAUCUCGAGACUGUCUUUAACGCUAUCAUUGUUUAAUUUUCUUAAAUCAUUCUUAGUUAAUGAUUUAUGGUUUACAAUGUAUUUACCUUCCUUUUUGCUAACCAGUUGGAAAGUGGUCAUAAUUGUGUGCUUUGUCUCCGAUUGUGAAUGGGAAAAAGAAAAUAUAUGAUGUUGUCCAUGAUAAGUAACAAUUCAGAUAAUAUCCGCAAUGAAGUUUUAUUUCUGUACAGAGUGUAAAUGAUAAAAUAUUAUUAUUAUAUCAAAGUAUCAGAUUUGUUAUGAGGAACUCGCUGUUUAUAAUACUCGUUGCUAAUUAUUUACGUACAUAUCGUAUAAUGUCGAAAUCUGGACUGGUAUUAAUUACAGUGUUCUAAAGUGAUACAUGUUGCUGGAAAUGUGGAAGGUGAAAUACCACUCUUGGCAAAUGCACCUUCGUUGUCAACAGCUAUUGGAAUUUGGACCCGAUACAGUGUUAGGAUUCUCCAUUCAACAGUUUAAAAGGGGUAUUUUCUUCAUCCAGAUGUCCUUUUAUAUUGACUCAGCCGGUUACGAAACAAUACCUCGCAUAUUUUGGGACGGGUUCGUUACCUACGAAGGACGAAGUUAUAGCGCCCAUUAGAGAUGGUACACGUACUGGAUACACGUAUGCCGCUGGGACAAAGUUGCUUGUUAGAUCUCUUAUUUGUAUAUAGCUGUUUCAUCUGGCACCUCGUGGGCAUGAGCGUUUCACAUCAACAUUUUAAGGUGUAUUUAUUUGGGUUUAGUGAAGUAACCCCACAAACGGGUGAUAUAUCCAGCUGGGUUUUUUUGCGAGCCUGUUACGCAUCCCGUACCCGCUCCAUUUCUAAUGGUCCCUAUUAAUUACUAUACGAAUGUUCCAUACGGAAGUUGCUGAAGCUAUGCGAAUGACUAUUAAAUGCUAUGGUUUGUGCAGAAGUCCCAGUUGGGCUUAUGUUUUCUUCUUUGUUUUUUCCUAAUGUCAUGCCACCCGAAAAAAAUCAAAGAUCGCACAUUACACUGGGCAUUUUGUUUAAUAACUUUCAAAAAAGGACUUCUGAUUAAUUAAGAACUUUUAAUUGUUUGUAUGUAAGGCUCUGUAGAGGAAUAUGUGCAAUGGGGCUACAUUUGUAACUUUUGCAUUUCAAAACUUUGUUUGGUGCUCCUGAAUAUAUUUCUUUCUUUUUUUAUCGUUGUUUGCAUUCACAAAAGCGAUGUCAGCAUGACAGGAUUAGUUGUAAGGAUCCCUCAGACGGGCGUGUGUAUUUACGAAGGCACAUUGUUAAGCGGUCCUGAUAAGUAUAGUCCCAAGCGGGUAGUUUAAUCAACUUAAACGGCUCAAAUUUAUUAACAACUCUCAGAUAUAGUCACACCAUGAGCUACCUGGGAAGCUCAUUUGAUAAGGUGUAUUGGCGUUGCAUAGUCGAAUCAACUACGGUAAAAUGUAUUUCUCACUCGAAUAUUAUAUAAAUUAUAAUUUCGUUCCUUUUAAUUACGUGGUUGAUCUUUUUUUUUUUACAAGAGUGCAGGUAAAAAUCUACUACUACUUUGGGUGAUGUUGGUGCAUGCUAACAACAUUUAAGAAUGCGUUAUUCAGUGAAAUAUAAAACUUUUAAUUGUGCCGUUUGAUAACAAUGUAUACCAUGCAUGCAAAGUCAUUCGCAUUAUGAGGAAUCUGAGUACCUAAUUAUGCUCUUGGAUGUAUCUCUGGCGCCACUGUCCAAAUCCUGUCCAAUCCAUUUGAGCGUUAUUUCCUUGUUCAUAUGCAUACUGAUGAGCACGAAUAUACUAACAAUCCCUGAUGAGAAUCGAUCCGCCGCGGUUUUGAUAAUAGAAAUCGACUAGAAUAAUUAGCGCACCUGUGUGCCCGGAAGACAUCAGUGCAUGAUUGUGGAGGGUGGAAGCGUAACUCCCCAUCCACUGUUUCCCUGUUGGUAUGGGUAUGGAAUAAAAGACACGCAAAAGUACAACAGGACACAAAAUACAUGUAGACAACUAAGAACAGUUUGAAUAAACGCAUAGACUGACUGAUGUUUAUGACAUCCGUGUAUAUAGUGCUGUUAAUGUCGUAUUUUAAUGUUGAAAAAGUAUAUUUGUUUCUAGGUUGAAAGCUGUCAUCUCACUCAUACUGAGAGAACUGAUGAAAACCGACUUUUGACAAACGAGUACUAGGAAAGACGUGAAUUAUUAUUAAAAUGUCUCCGGUUUUUCUCCUGCAAAAUAAACAAAUUAUAUAUAUAUAACCAUUACAAUAAAUAGCAUGUCGAUGUAUAAAAAAAAUGUAUGGCGUGUAAAAACAGAUUUAAAAUAAAU
Messenger RNA from Patiria miniata (bat star), 7325 nucleotides. Its product is annotated as G-protein coupled receptor 54-like. Gene Ontology annotation, biological process: G protein-coupled receptor signaling pathway. The transcript is spliced from 5 exons. The coding region runs from base 319 to 1527 and encodes 402 amino acids. Gene Ontology annotation, molecular function: G protein-coupled receptor activity. Gene Ontology annotation, cellular component: membrane. Lineage: Eukaryota; Metazoa; Echinodermata; Asteroidea; Valvatida; Asterinidae. The record is from RefSeq and is a predicted model, not a curated record.